AGGAAAUUUUUCAUUUUCAACAACUUUUUUUUCCCAAUACGAACAAACGUAGCUAACGGUUUAAUGUUUGUAGGUGUGUGUGUGUGUUCAAGUGUUUACGAAACAGCAACAACAACAACAACAACAACAAAAUUCGAAUUAAUUUCCAUAAAUCAUUCCAUUUGUUUUUUUUCUGCUGCUGCCCAUUUGUUUUUGAAGAAAAAUCAACUCAUUUCAAUGAAUUCUGAAUGAUUGGUGCAAUAGUGGUGCUGUGACGGACGAUUGUUUUUGAUUUGCUGUGUUUGUUUGUUUGUUUGUUUUUUUUUCUUCAUUUUAUUGACUCAAUGAUCCGAUUUAAAUGUUGUGUGUGUGAACAAUAAACGAUAAUCAUCAUCAUCAUCAUUGAUUAUAGGUUUUCAUGACGAAUUUCCAAUAAAUCUUGUCAUAAUUAUCAUUAUCAUCGAUCUCUUGAAAACCAGACAAACAAACAAACGAAAAAAAAAUGUUUAGACAUCGAACAAUUGGAUCAUCAUCAUCAUUAUUCAUUAUCAUUAUACUUACAUUUCUUUUACCAAGAUUAUUUGGUCAUCAUGUUGUCACACAAAUCUCACUAUACUAUGAAACAUUAUGUCCAGAUUCAAGAAAUUUUUUUCGCAAUCAAUUAUAUCCAACAUAUGAAAAAUUGAAUCGUUAUAUGGACGUUGAAUUAGUACCAUUUGGUAAUGCUAAUGUUAGCUAUCCACGACAUGAUAAUAAACCAGUAUUCCAUUGUCAACAUGGACCAAAAGAAUGUUAUGGUAAUCGUGUUCAAGCUUGUACGAUUGAAAUGUUAAAGAAUACUGAUCUAUCCAUAAGAUUCGUACGUUGUAUGUUUGAUCAACAUGAUUAUAGAGAAACAUCACAAACAUCACGUCGUUGUGCUGAACAAAUGCAAUUAGAUUGGCCAAAAAUAUCAUCCUGUGCUGAUGGUAGUGAAGGUGAACGUUUAUUGAUUGCAAAUUCAUUGAAAACAUUCAAUCUUAAUCCUGAACAUACAUAUGUACCAUGGAUUGUGAUUGAUAAGAAUCAUACUAAACAAAUGCAAACCGGUGCCGAAACGAAUCUAUUACAAUUUCUAUGUGAUAAUUAUUUCAAUCAUGAACCACAAAUUGAACAAUGUUCAAAAGAAGCAAUCAGUCUUAGUCAACAUUUAAACGCUGCAAUCAAGCCUGAAGCUGCCAUUAUAUCGAUGAUGAUGACCGCAACAAUAGUAAUUAUGUCGUCAUUGCUAUAAUAAUGUGGACAAAACAAAAAUUAUUAGAUUAAAAUAAUCAAUCAAUCGAUUAAUCGAUCAUUUGUGGUGCGGAAGCUUUUGGAAAAUGAAAUUUUUGUUUUCUGAAUAAUUAUUUCAUCAUCAUCGUUGUUGUCUUGGAACUUUACCGAUUAAAAGCGAUAGCAAAAAAAAA
Messenger RNA from Dermatophagoides farinae (American house dust mite), 1424 nucleotides. RefSeq names its product gamma-interferon-inducible lysosomal thiol reductase. The record is from RefSeq and is a predicted model, not a curated record. NCBI's taxonomy places the organism in Eukaryota, Metazoa, Arthropoda, Arachnida, Sarcoptiformes, Pyroglyphidae. Gene Ontology annotation, molecular function: oxidoreductase activity, acting on a sulfur group of donors, disulfide as acceptor.